AUGGCUUUCCUUCGCCGCCGAGGCAACAACGCAAUGUCUACUGAGAAUGAUACGCGCCGCCAUACAUUCUUUGAAUCCAGCGCAUCCGGCGACAUCGGUCCUACGAUUCCCUCCCAACCAAGUCAGAAUGACGAACAAGGCGCCGGCGAAUCUUUUCACCCCCCGCCAUCCCACGAUUUACCUCGCGACUCGACCACCAGCAGCCGUUUUGAAGAUUCUCGUGAGAGCCAUAGCGAGAGUCGCCCUGGGAGUCGCCCUGUAGGCCAAACCGAGAACCGCCCUGAUACCCCUCCCAUACAAGAUGAAAACAGCAAGCACCAUCGGUUUUCCGUCUUACGCUUUCGAAAUGCGAGUGAUUCGCAGUUAUCCCUUCGAGCCAAACAGCAGUCCGAAAAAACUCCCCCAGUACCCCGACCCCCCGAAAUCAUUACUACCGCUCCUACAAAUGAACUCAACAAGGGACCAAAGAAGAAGACAUCCAGGAUAAGCUUGGCAGCCAGAUUUCGACGCUCGACAGAUAUACCCCGUGACGGCAACCAUUCAAACGAUAAUUUCGACCGGCAGAAAACACUUCGGAAAUCCUUUACUGAUGACAGGCGACGUCCGCUUGCUACUCUGGACGAACCAGAAUCACCACGGCCAUCUACAACAGCCACUACGAGUAGUCCCAAUGGAGCUAUUCUAACACCCCCAAAUCGACCGUCCGAGUCAUCAAGGUCUGAUGCGAGCUCCAAUGAUCGCAUGUCUCACCAGAGUUCGUCUUACCAAAGCCCAGAGACGACACCCAAGAAAUCGGGCCCAUUUUUCAGAUUACGGAGACACAAGAAGGCGCCAGAACCUCUGUUCCCAUUUGCACAUUUGCAACAACAAGGGAAAGCACCGCCUGGUGUCUCCUCUGCUUCUUCACUUGGUAUCUCAGCUACUCCUCGACCAGCCUCGGCCCAAAGUCACAGAACAGCUGGUGGGAGCACCACAAAAGGUACAGACUUACAAACAGGUCAAUCGCCUGCUACAACUUUAGUUGCUCCCGGCGGUACCCAAUCGGGCCAUUCCUCGCCAACUAGAGGUAAUCUGUUACGAGGAAGGUCCUCUACUAUGAGUUCAAUGGGCCGAGACUCCAAUGAUGAUCACCUUCUCCCACCGACGACCCGGACAUCGUCUUCGACUGGCCGUAAAAGCUUUGGUGAUUUGUUUGGACUGAGUCGUCUAAGGCAAAACUCUGAGCUCAGUCGUCAGGGCACGUUAACUCCCACUACGCCUGCUUCUAUCGGAUCCAAAAACAACUCACUUCAGCUCGCCAGAGAUUCUUUUGUCCUUCCUGAACGCAAUGGAGACGAGUCGCCUGCCAAAUACCUUACCCGAGUCGAAGACGUUGCAAGUCGGGGUAUUAUUGCUGCUACUCUGUCAAAAAGUGCUGACCCAUUCAUGAUAGCUGUCCUUCGGAGCUAUAUGCGCAGCUUCGGCUUCUUUGGGGACCCUAUGGAUAUGGCAAUCCGCAAGCUGCUGAUGGAGGCUGAGUUACCCAAGGAGACCCAGCAGAUUGAUCGCUGUCUGCAGGCAUUUGCAAAUCGCUACCACGAGUGCAACCCGGGCAUUUACUCGUCGCCCGACCAGGCUUAUUUCAUUGCAUUUUCGUUACUCAUUUUGCACACUGAUGUUUUCAACAAGAACAACAAACACAAGAUGCAGAAAUCUGAUUACUUGAAAAACACAAACGGCGAGGGCAUUUUUGACGACAUUCUGGAAUGUUUUUAUGACAACAUCACUUAUACCCCUUUUAUUCAUGUUGAGGACGAUUUAGAACCAGGCGCUGAUCGCUAUGCUUCACACAAGUCACGACGGAAGCCUUUACUCGCAUCCGCAGUCAACGACCCCGCAAAACGGGCUAUGAAGGAGCCCAUUGAUCCCUAUACCUUGAUCCUCGAUGGAAGUUUGGACGCGCUGAGACCCAACUUGAAAGAGGCAAUGGAAUUGGAUGAUCACUAUAACUACCUAGGCACCGCACCCAGCUUGAACCUGAAGGAUUUGCAAAAGACGUUCUUUAAGACGGGCGUCCUGCAGAUUGUGUCAGCUCGAUCUCGGCCAGAUGCUUUCAUGACGGAACAGACAGCCAGUAACCCUGCUGAAGCGCACCCUGGAAUCGUCGAUAUCAAGGUUACAAAGGUCGGGUUGCUCUGGCGGAAGGACGCAAAGAAACGAAAGGCACGAUCUCCUUGGCAGGAGUGGGGAGCUAUUCUUACAGGGGCGCAGCUUUACUUCUUCCGAAACACGGGCUGGGUUAAGUCACUAAUGCAUCAGUACGAUAAUCAUAUCAAGGCAGGGAAUGAUGGUGUACCGUUGAUUUUCAACCCCCCACUCCAAGAGUUCAAACCAGACGGCCUUAUGUCUACUUAUGCUGCGGUCGCUCUUCACGAUGCGGCGUACAAAAAGCACAAGAAUGCUUUCGUAUACGUGCGUCAGGGUGGCCUAGAAGAAGUACUGCUGGCGGAUAACGAAGAGGAGAUGAACGACUGGCUUGCCAAACUCAAUUAUGCUGCCGCCUUCCGAACUACAGGCGUUAAGAUGCGCGGUGUUGUAGGCGGUAAUUAUGAUGGGCAAGGCCGUCGUGGCCUUCGCAGACUUGAUAGCGCCGAUGCUGCCACGCUUAUUCAGACACCAACAGGCCCUGUAUCCAUUGCUCGAAGUCGUAUAGAUCACAAGAUGGCCGAAGACAUCUCGGCUGCUAGGCGAGACGUUAUGAGGCAGAAAAUUGAAGAAGCCGAGGAAAGUGUACAGGACAUCCAAAAGCAGCUCGAGGACCAGCUCAGAAACGCACGGCAUCUCCAAAUUUUGGCACCAAUUCAGCCCAGAACAAGGGAACAGCUCUUGGCCGCCGGUGCGCGAAUGUCGGCACAGAUCAAGUGGACUCGUCAAGACAUGUGGAAAUCAAAAUGUCAUCGCGAUAUCUUGAUACAGGACCUCGAGGAAGAAUACCCAUCUGAAACAUUCACUCCCACAAAACAGACGUCUAACCGACUUUCACAAAGAACUGGGUCACCAACUCCACGCGCCAAUAUGGGACGCAGGGGGUCUAGAUCAACUCAUCAUUCGGGAACCGACGGCGAUCCAAGAACACCUACAGAGCCUCAAGUCGUUCACCUACCCAACUCCACUGAGGUCAACGAGGACGUCGAUUCUCCUUUGGACCAAGUCUUCACUACACCUCCCCAGAGCGCAACAAAGCGCCGGCACAGCUCACGCGACCUUUCCUUCGCUAGACCUGACGCUGCCAGUACGAGGCACGGAUCCAUAUCAAGCAUAGCACAGUCCCCUAUUACCUCAGUGCAGCAGAAUCCAUUGGCGAAGCCUCUUUCACAAGAUGAAAACUCCAAGUCACCACAGCGCCCUGAGGAUGACAAAAGCCAUGACCCUGAUGCUGAAGAACAAGACUUCCUGGAACAGACAGGUCUGCUUGAACAACGGCCUAGCCGUGAUCCUACGGACAAAGCAACUGUCUCAACAGGUGCGGAUCCCGCUGCCGAGUCUGGUACAUCCGUAGACAAGCUUGACAGAAGCAAGAUUCGCCGCAGCCUUCAACGAACCCUCCGAGAAGGCGCUGGACAUCUCUCUCACCAUCGUGGUAGUCGCAAAGGCAAAGAAGUAGCUGGCUCAGGAGAGGAAUCGGCACAAGAUCAUCAGCUUGCAAGAGGCACAGGAAGUUUUGUGGUUCAUGGAAAGAAGGCAUCGGUCAUCAACUUUGGUGAUGGACUGCAGAACAUGACCCACGAUGAAAAGAUUCGCGCUCGAAAGUCCUCGCAGCAGUACGAUAUGCCACUAUCGCCCAUGCCGAGCGGCCCAGAGGAUGAUGAUUUCCAUUCUGCUAUUGGUGUACCUCUUGAAAGUGAGGAAACGAGCGGGCAAACGAGUGAGCGCAGAGAAUCUAUCGCAAGCGCAAGCACUGCAACCGCUCGAAGCUUUCGUGAGCUACAUAGAAAAUACUCGACUGCGCAGGCGACUAGAAGUACGUCCGCUGGCGGCAGAUUGACAAUACCUUCUGAUACGGAGAGUGAGGUUGCAGUCAGCUUCUCAGAUGGGCGCCGAAGCCCUUUGCCUCCUAUGGAGACAGAGACAGAUGAGGAGACAGAUGAUGCCGGUGUUAAAAGAGGUCGAAGCAGCACGAAAGACGAGCUUGAAAGGCGAGACUCGGAUUCUGAGUCGGUUCAAGACGUUGAGCAGCUUCCAAGCCGCCCUGUACAGCCUGUCAACGCAUGA
Fusarium coffeatum is the source of this 4251-nucleotide messenger RNA. RefSeq lists its product as uncharacterized. NCBI's taxonomy places the organism in Eukaryota, Fungi, Ascomycota, Sordariomycetes, Hypocreales, Nectriaceae. The transcript has 2 exons. The coding region runs from base 1 to 4251 and encodes 1416 amino acids. The record is from RefSeq and is a predicted model, not a curated record. Gene Ontology annotation, biological process: regulation of ARF protein signal transduction. Gene Ontology annotation, molecular function: guanyl-nucleotide exchange factor activity.